Molecule: messenger RNA, 1083 nt
Organism: Rotaria socialis
Lineage: Eukaryota; Metazoa; Rotifera; Eurotatoria; Philodinida; Philodinidae
Source: the annotation of a GenBank genome assembly
AUGUCACAAACGAUUAUUCUAGCAACAUCACAAACAACUUCUGCUGUUGCGGCGCCUAGUACUAGCGCAACAGGUACCACAGCGUCGACAUCGACAUCGACAUCAACAUCGACAACAUCGACAUCAACAUUGACAACAUCGACAUCAACAUCAACUGCAACAACGAUUCUCUCGUAUGUAUGGAAUUCGACCGGCAACACUGUUGUCAGCGACUCUUGCUGUAGUGCAAACGCCUUGGCUAUUGACUCGUCCAAUGCGCUCUAUGUCGUCCAGAGUGCAAAGAAUCGAGUUCAAAAAUAUAUCAUUGGAGCGACGAACAACAGUACAACAGUAGCUGGUAACGGUAGUGGUGUAGCGGGAUCAUCUUCUUCUUUGCUGAAUAGUCCUAGUGAUGUCGCUGUGGAUUCAAAUGGCAAUGUUUAUGUGUUGGACCAAGCGAAUAAUCGUGUUCAGCUGUGGUAUAAUGGUGCAUCGUACGGAGUAACUGUUGCAGGCACAAAUAGUUCAGGAACGGCAGCCAAUCAACUUAACUGCCCAUACUUCAUGGCACGCGACCCAACCACGGGUACACUUUACAUUUCGGAUAGUGGCAAUGGUCGUGUCAUGCAAUAUCUAUAUAAUGCAUCGAUUGGUACCGUCGUUGCUGGUGGUUAUGGAAUAGCAAACGGUCCUACUCAAUUAGAUUAUAAUUCUGGUGUCUACUUUGAUUCAUCAUCAAAUAGCCUUGUAAUUGCUACCUAUCUCGGCAACAAUAUAGUUCGAUGGAAAUUAGGAUAUAGCAAUUGGACGUUAAUCACUGGUAAUGUAAAUGGUACGUCUGGCAGUUCAUCGACAAUGCUCUAUAAUCCUAUGGGUUUGACACUCGAUCCAUCCGGCAACAUCUAUGUGGCCGAUAGAAACAAUCAUCGCAUACAAUUAUUUUCUAAUACAUCAAAUGGCACUACAAUUGCUGGCAUUACUGGUUCACCAGGAAGUAGUGCUACUCAGCUCAAUAGUCCUUCAGCAGUGGCAUUAGACUCACAGCUGAAUCUCUAUGUAGCAGAUACAGGAAACAAUCGAAUUCAAAUGUUUUCACGCAGUUAA